UUUUAACGAACGAUCCUAACGUUUUAUCUUGCUUGUUAUAAUUUACUAAUAUUUAGGUCAGUGGUUAUUAGCGGUAGUCGACUCAAACCUAUGUCUACUCCACAUACAGAAGUGAACUCUGGACAAACUGAAUUAGCACCGAUUAGUACAGUUGGGACUGAUAUGUCAAGUAAUACUUUAUCGAUUGGUGUCCCUCUUCACACUCUUGGUCCCAUUGAAGGGCAAGAUGGACUCAGUUUGACUAGACAAGAAAUAAAUCGACUCAUCUUGGAGUAUUUAGUCGUUGAAGGUUACAAAGAUGUUGCUGAAAAAUUUAGUCGUGAGACGGGAAUUGUAGAGCCUUUAAAUGAGUUGCAAGUUGCAGGUGCAAGUUUGAAUGAUCGUAUGUGGAUUCGUGAAGCAGUUUUGUUAAGGAAAAUCGAAGACGUUAUUGAUACAGUGAAUCGAUUAUGGCCUGAACUCUUUGAUAAAAACCCUUUUAUCUACUUUCAGCUUCGGCAGCUGCAAAUGCUAGAACUUAUUCGGAACAAGCGUUUAGAAGAAGCCCUUAUAUUUGCCCAGUCGUAUUUAGCGGAUCCAGUAGCCAAACGGUUAUCAGAACAUCCUCAGUUAUUGAAUGAAAUGCAAAAUACUAUGGCACUAUUAGCUUUUGAUAAUCCUGCUGAAAGUAUUUAUGGCAAGCUGCUUAGUCCUCAACACGCUGAAGUGGUUGCAGGAGCACUAAAUCGAGCUAUACUUCGACAUAUCGAAUCAUCAGGAGAUGAAAUCGAUACAUCAGAAGAGGGUAAAGGCUCUGUGACUGCGAACUCUAUGGGUUAUUCCGGUGUCUCAUCCACUGUACCACGAUUGACAAAAAUGAUGGCGCUGUUACUACAUUUCCGUGAUUUAUCACAGCUUGAACUUCCACCAGAAUUAGCCUCAUUAUAGAUCAGUUGUUGAAAAGUGGAAUAAACUCUUUAUUAUUCUCAUCUUUUAUGUUUCAUAACUUUAACUGAUUAUUUUUAGUUAAAGGCAGCAUGAUGGUUGAUUUCAUGACAUUUUGACUAAUACACAUGUACAAAUUAUAUAACAAGCAAGAUUGUGUAUUAAUAAUUCUAGCCAAAAAUUUCAGGUAGUUCACCCAUUUUGGGAGUCUUGUUUUACACCUAUGUGACUUUUCAAUCAGUAUACAGCAUUAAAGAGCUUAGUUAAUCCUCAUACACAUGAAAAAUGUUUUCCUUACCCGUGUUUCCUUCAGAAAUAAAUCGUUUGAAAUAUGUC
Messenger RNA from Schistosoma bovis, 1260 nucleotides. Lineage: Eukaryota; Metazoa; Platyhelminthes; Trematoda; Strigeidida; Schistosomatidae. The record is from the annotation of a GenBank genome assembly.